This is a messenger RNA of Trichoderma asperellum CBS 433.97, 423 nucleotides long. RefSeq lists its product as uncharacterized. The record is from RefSeq and is a predicted model, not a curated record. Lineage: Eukaryota; Fungi; Ascomycota; Sordariomycetes; Hypocreales; Hypocreaceae.
AUGGCUUUCACAAACGCCAUUUGCAUAAUUCUCCCCAUUUUCCUCUGCUUGUCCAUAGUCCUCUGCCUCGUCUUCUUCACGGUCCGCGCCACCGCGCAUGACGACAUGCCGCCGCGCGUAUCCAGCAGCGACCCAGAGACGGUGAUAGACGACGAUCAUCUCGUCCUGGGCACGCGCAAGAAUCCUCAGAGGAGAAUCACCAAUAUUCGCGAUAUAUUCCUCCGCGAUGAAAGGGUUUAUCUUGGCGACGAAGAGAGUGAUACGCAGCCUCUGCUUUCGGGCGAAUUAUACGACAAUCCGCUGGAGCAACCCCCUUCAGUUCAUAUGGUUAUUACAGGACAGGGUGAAAAUAUGCAUGGAAAGCACUCAAUCAACUGGCAUGGGACAAAUACGUUGAACACACCAUGGGCAUGGAUGGCAUAA